CAUGUGUUAUUUAGGUAUGUAUUUGCGAAAGGUAAGGUAGUAUAGCAUGCUGUUAGAUGGAUGCAAUAAUUCAGGUGGCGUUUAAAUCAGUUUCUAACAUGGCCUGUUUUACCGAUGCGGAAUUCCGAGUUCAGUUCAGCCUCGACGCUUGCAUCACCUUAAAGAUGGCCACAACUGGUAAACAGGUUAGGUUGGGUUCGUGGAUAAUGUCAGAUGAUGAUGCUGCAUUGGACUCAAUGGAUACAGAAGAAGAUAUUUUUUCUCCAAGGGUCCGCAGUCUUGGCUCUAAUGUUAGAAGGGUUAAAAAUUUGCGUACUCUACGAUCAAAUUCUACUUCUCAUAUAUCUGUGAACAAUUUAAGCGUACGCCGUAGUACCCGUAAUAGAAUGCAAACAUAUGAUAAUCUUAACACUAGCUGGAUUUUAGGAACUCAAACAUUGAAAGGUUAUCCUAUGUUUCAACAACAUGGUUCUUCAUCUGAUAAAGAAAUGGUGGAUGAAGUACCCGAAAGGAAGCGUGAUGUUAGGGACCGUAUGCCUCUUAGAUCACGUGAAAAUCACCCUCCUAAUAAAAAUCCAACAAGACAUAUUAGGGAAAGGGCUGAACAUGAUAGGCAAAAUAAUAGAGAACUUAGAGGCAGAGGUGAUCGUGAUCUUAGAGAAAAAACAGAACAAGAAAAAGAUAUUAGAGAUCUUAAGGAAAGACAAGAAAGAGAGAGGACAGAGAGAGAACAUAAAGAUAAAAUAGAAACCAGAAGUAAAUCGAAUGAAGAAAAAGAUAUAAGAACAAGAAAAUCUGAUAGCCCAAGUAGACUUAAAGAAGGACCUGUUACAAGACUUGGUGGUAGCUUAGGUGAAAAAGAUGUAAAGCCUAAAGUAGAUCAAGAUGAAGCUGAUGAAGAUAGCUUGCAAGAAAGUGAAAAAGCAGAAAAUAAUGAUAAUUAUGAAAAUGAAGAUGGUUACGAAGACAUGUAUACACGUAUUAAACGAACUAGAAGAAAAGCACAGCGGCAAUUACCGAGAGGUGAAAAACUUACAGUAGUAGAUAGUGAUUUAAGUGAAUCGUCUGAUUCUCCUGGUCCUAGAAAAUACAGUUUACGUCAAAAAAAGCCUACUGUAGAUAGAUUUCAAGCUAACGUAGAACCAGUUCGACGGUCUAUAAAAGCACUUAGAAGUGUUCUCAGUAAUUCGAUGAGAAGGCGUAAACAUAGAAGCAAAAGUACAAGCUCUAGUGAUUCCAGCGAUUCGGAACCUCAACGUUAUGAUAAAAAGAAGAGCAAAAAAGCAAGGCAAUCAGCAAUACCUCAGGGUGGACACCUCAAUCGUAAAGCGGAUAUAAAUCCAAUUACAGAUCCCUAUAUUAUAUUCAAUGAUGUCGGAGGCUUAGAAUCACAUAUUCACUGCCUUAAAGAAAUGGUGGUUUUUCCUAUGAUGUACCGAGUGUUUGAACGCUUUUCACAUUACCCACCGAAAGGAGUACUUUUUCAUGGUCCACCAGGAACUGGUAAAACGUUAAUAGCUAGAGCAUUGGCAAACGAGUGUAGUCAGGGAAGUAAAAUGGCAUUCUUUAUGAGAAAAGGCGCGGAUGGUUUAUCGAGGGUCGGAGAAUCGGAGCCAUUGCGAUUAUUGUUUGAGCAGGCUCAACUAAUGAAACCGUCCAUAAUUUUUGAUGAAAUUGAUGGCCUUGCACCUGUUCGUAGUACGACAGAUCAAAUUCAUGCUAGUAUUGUGUCUACACUUUUAGCGCAUGAUGGCCUCGGUGAUAGAGAGGUUAUAGUUAUCGGAGCAACAAUAAAUAGAUCUAUUGAUCCAGCAUUACGGAGACCCGGUCGUUCGACCGAGAUUAUUUUUUCCCUACCUUCUAUGAAAGAAAGAUUAGAAAUAUUAAAAUUCACGUUAGUAAAGAAAAAUCCUCCACCAGAUCAAUUGUUAGAAACAUUAGCUGAAAAGGCAACAGGUUAUUGUGGUUCAGACCUCAGAGCUUUAUGUACCGAAGCAGUUUUGCAAGGGUUGAGAAGAACGUAUCCCCAAAUAUACAUGACUAGCAAUAGAUUACUUUUAGAUCCUGAACGAGUUGAAGUAAAGAAACGAGAUUUUACAGCAAGUUCUAUUCUUGUACCUUCAUCGCAAAGAGUCUCGCCGUGUGCUCGAAGAAAAUUGCAACCCUUUAUGGAACCGUUAUUAGGGCCUUUAAUAGAAGAGUUACUUUCUUCGAUAAAAGGAAUAUUUCCUCAUGGGGUUAAUCUUGCUAUGGCAAAGUAUAAAACUUACACUCACGUCAAAGGAAUUCAUCGUCCGAGGCUAUUAAUUUCUGGAAAUUUGUCGGAAGGUCAAGGGCCACCCUUAGCACAGGCACUAUUGUAUCACAUGGAACAUCUACCAGUUCAAACGUUAGAUGUUAGCACUCUUUUUGCAGAAAGUGGACGAUCUCCAGAAGAAACCUGCGUGCAGGUAUUUAAUGAAGCUGCCAGAAAUGUACCGUCCAUAAUUUAUAUUCGAUCGAUUGAUCAGUGGUGCCACGUCGUACCUGAAACUGUUAAAGGUUUUUUGUGUCGUAUCGCAGCCCUCGAUCCUACAUUACCCAUCUUAAUUUUAGCCAAAAGCGAGACAUAUCAAGAUCUUCCGAUUCAAUUACGAAGCCUUUUUAGCGAGCUUCGCGGAGAAGUUUAUUCUAUGAAAACACCAACAGCGGAACAAAGAUCGAAAUUCUUUCGACCUAUUUUUAUGAUUCAAAGUCUAAAACCACCGAAAGUAAAGGAUGAUAAAGUAGAAGUUUUAGAGGAACAUUCCUUAGCACCGGAUCCUGCCAAGAAGUUAACGGAAGAAGAAAGGAAAGUGAUAUACGAGAAAGAAGGUUCACUAAGGGAAUUACAGAAUUUGCUUAAGGGAAAUUGUGCUAAGCUCGCAAGAAAUAGACAAUUUUUUUAUGUUACAAAACCGGUAGACACGGAAGAAGUGCCGGACUAUAAUAUGAUAAUACAACAGCCAUGGAUUUAUAAACAUGAGACAAAGAUUGAUAUGCAUUGUUAGCUCUGUGCACGAGAUUUUCUUGAUGAUAUCGAUCUAAUAUGCAAAAAUGUUGAAUAUAAUCCAGAUAGCUUACGUGAUAGGCCCUCCCUUGGAAUAUUAAAGAGAGAUCCGGCGGACAAAUUAAUAGGGCAUCGUGCAUGCUCUCUACGCGAUAAUGCAUACGCGUUGAUAAAAGCAGAAUUAGAUUCCGAUUUCGAGGAUAAAUGUCGUGAAAUUCGAAGAACGAAGAGUUACUGAAAGUCAGUUAGCAAUGAGGCCGAGAAUAAGAAUAAUCGGCCAAAAGCGGAGCAACCUGUAACCAUAUCCGAACGAAUAGAUAAAAAAGAUUCUACGAAUUCUAGUCAUUCUCUUGUUGUAAUGGAAAGAGAUAUAGUAAUUCUAGGAGCGUAGGAUACCAGCUGGGCAGGGGUUAUGUUAAAAAGUUCAUAAAAAGAAAAGAUUGCAUUCGAUGAAAGUUCAACUACACUCGAUACCAGGUCUGCUUAACUAAUGAAUCUACUACUAAGCAUCGAUUUAGAAAAGUUCCAAGAAUUCGAAACCGAAGCAAAUAGUGUUCUAAAUGGUCAUAACGUUGUUGAUAAUACCGAUUCCGAGAAUGAUUCGCAAAAUGAAGUUCAAAGUAUGCGCAAGCAACUCAAAGCAAUAACGUCCUGAUCACGCAUCGAUGAAAUUGAAAAUGUGGAGAUAUGUUUUACAGAGGAAGAGAAACAAGUAGCAAAUAGUGGAUCUAAUUCUUCGUCUAGACGAGAAAGUAUGGUGAAUUAUCUUCGCAUCGAAGUGAUUCUUGGUCUUGCGAGAUUCGAAGAUGAUGAGAAGCUUCUGGUAGAAAAUGAAAUGGAAAAUGCAUGGCAAUAUACCGUUAAUAGUACUAGAUUUCCUGUUGAAGUAUUAUGGGACAAUUUAGUACAAUUGAGUCGAUGCGUAGGGAAAUAUGCUCAGAGUUAUGAUAGAAAAUCACUGCCAAAGGAUUUGCUCAAGGAGGUGAGAAAGUUUGAAGAAUUCAAGACAACGUAUCAGGAAGCUCACGAUAUCGCAAUCAAAUGGACAUAGUAUAAAUCAUCUGCGAGGUUCGAACAUAACAAAAAUUCUUUUGUACACAAACACUGAACGAGAUGAUCAGUAAAUGUGAAAUCACAUGAUAAUUUAAAUGAUUCUUUUUUUUUUUUCAACUCUUGCAGCUGCUGAUGAUUAGAAAAAAAAAAGGUGAAUUUUAUUAUCUUGCACAUAUUUAUGAUAUAACCGAAAUAAUAAUAUAUUAAAAUUUCGGUUCUCAAAACAUGGUGAAGUGUAACUGUGUUUUUUUUUUUUUUUAGAAAGAAACAAAAGUAUUAUACAUGAAACUAAAAAAGUAAGGAAAAAACAAAAAAACAAUUUCAACUAUUUAUCUUAGUAUGCAAUCAUAAAUUUGUUAUAACCAUAUUGGCUUUCAUUAUCUAAAAUGAUUAGUGGCUGAUAUUAUAUCUCCUUAGUAAAAAGGUUGGAUAUCGAAUUUAAAUAUUUAAUUCAAUAACUAUAUAUUCUAUAUUCAAUAAUUGCCUAUCUUCAAUUGUAAUUUUUUACUUAAAAAAAUUUGUCAUUGGUAUAAAAAAAUGCAAUUGAAAUUAGUUAUUAUAAAAUGUCCAAUCACCUGCUUUUUUAUACAAAUCGCUUAAUGAGAUACUUGUGGAAACACAUUUUUGAGUUAAUGUAUCAUACUUUACAUCUUAAAAAAGAUGAUAUACUAUUUCAAUCGUAUAUACAAUUUUGCAAACACUGGUCAUACAAAGAUGAUGGUAAUUUAAUAUAAUAUGUACUUAACUAUAGUUUUUUACAUGUAUAAUAAUUUGACACUAUUAUGACAUACAUUCGUACAGGUAGUACCAUGGUAAAUUAUUAUAAGGUAAAAUACAUUAUAAAUUCUUAAUAUGCGCCCAGUUAUUACUUUGGAUUUUUACAGUUGUGUUGGUAAUUUUAUACAAGCUACUUUGAAUGUAGACAUAUCUUCAUGUAUAAGUUUUCAACAUGAAUAUAGAAAGUCCACAUAUGUCUUAUUUUAACAAAAAAAUCGGCCAAAUAAUACUCGUAACAAAAGUUAAUUCUAAAUUGAGUAAAUAAUUUGAUAAAAUCACAGUUGUGCUUAUAUUGAACGGUAGUUUGUAUUAAUUAUUUCAGCUAUGAAAACUUAUAAAUAGAUUUCAUAGAGAAGUUAAUAUGGAAUACAUUCCAAUCUGUAAGCAGUGGUAUAUGUUGUAUAUUAAACAUUUCGGGAUUUGGACAUAAUUAUUCUUAGUCAAUUUUACUAAUUUCGAUACUAAACAUUAUUUGUUAUGUUAAUUUUUCAAUUCACAUCUUUACUUAAUGUAGUGUUAGGUUCUAAAGAUGUACUAAUCAAAAUCAUGAAUAAUUUAAUACAUUAAAUGUGUAUUAUAUGUCUGUUGUAUAGAAUAACUUUAGUGCAAUGACUUUUUAUGAAUGUAUAUAAAGAUUAUUCGAAAUAGUACAAAUAUGUCUUUUUAUAUACAUUAAUAAAAACUAGGAGUCAUUGAAACUGUUUCAAUGUUAUUCAAAUUAGUUUGCAAUUGCAAGUAGUUAAAUAAUAUUCGGGUGAUUAAAUUAAUUUUAUGUGGGCUAGUAAUACAUUACUGAAAUACAGCAUAUGCUUUUCAGUUUAUUUUUACCACAGUUAUAAGCCAUAAGCAAAGUAAUUAUGAAUAGGGUUUUGCGUUAUUGUCAAUGUAAAAGUGGAUAUAAUUAGAAAUAUGAAAUACCCUCGGUAAGAUCUUAAACAUUUAUAAACAAAAACUAUGUCUGUAUAAAUACUAUUGAAUAUUUAGCAUAAAUUUACAUUUAGAUUUGUAUACUGGUUGUGAUCCAUACAUAUAGACUGUGAAAAAGGUAGUUACCAAAUUCUGAUGUACUAGAAAAAAGGCAAAUAAGGUUCUUCCUGUUAUUAUCAAUCAUAUAAAUAGUAUUCAUGUAUACAAUAGCUGUGUCUGUUAAUGGAUUUCUUUAUACAAGUUUCAAUGUCUAGGUCGGUACAUAAUGGGAAAUAUAGAUUGGAGUGCGUUUAAUUGGGGGGAUAGUAAUUAGUAAUCAGGAACUGAUAAUUAGUACUUUUUUAAAACACAUAGUAUGCCAUUGAUGGUAUGAAAUUGUAAUGCAAUAUGAUCGUAAACUGAUAUUGUCUGACUUAGCAAAUUGUUAUUAUUCAUAAUAGUAAAAAUUUCAAAAUCCAAAAAUUAGGUUUGAUAUUGUAAUAAAUUCAUUUUUUGUCUAUAAGUUUAUAGUUAAAAUUAUGGCCGAAUCUUUUUCUAUAAUUAUUUAAAAUUUGUUAGAAUAUAGGAGUGAAAAGACUGAAUUUUAGAAAUGCUCACUACAUAAUAUUUAUUUUUUUGUACAGUUUGUGUUUAGAUUGAAUUAGCAAAGCAAUUUCUGAUGUCCUAUUACAUGAUCUUCAAUAAUGUAAAUACUAAAUUUCAAGAUAAAAUAAUUUUCUAUAUAACUUUACAAAUAUACUAUAUAACAGUCUAUAUGUUUAAAGUUUUGAUAUAUGUUUGAUGUCAUUGAGUGAUAUACUAGAAUUAUAAUAAUUGAUUUGCAGUAAAGCUAAUUUGUAAUGAAAACACAAUCAGACAGAAAGAACUUAUUUUGUUCUUUAUUGUUGAUUAAUUGUACCAUUGAAAAAUUCGAGUGGUAUUAUCAAAUAAGUGAUUUAGUAUUAUAUGUGAAAUUGCUUCCAUAUUUAAUUGUAAGUUGUUCAAGAAUUCUAAAUAUUAUACAUGUAUGUAUAGUAUAAAAUUGAUUCUUGAGAAAUCAUUGUUUUAGUGAAAAUGUGUUUUAUGAAACUCAAAAUGCAAAUUAGUAUAUAUUAGGUGAAUUUUAGUUUCUUGAAUCAAAUUUAAUGAAAUUGGUCGAUGGUUUCUUUUACUCAGGUAUCUGUUUCUGUACAAUAAGAACAGUCAACACUGUGCAAAUUAGUGCCACAUUAUAAAAGGUAAAUAAGUAUUGGUAUGCAUGGUAGAUAAAAAAAUGAUUAGAAAUAUUGUUACCACUACACAAUAUGAUUUACGAUACGUCGUAUAAGGAAUUUAAGUAAUGAUGCUUUUACUUUUGAAAGUGUUUAUACAAAUUUCGUUUAACAUUCAUGUAUCAAUGUAACAAUCGUUCUUUUCUUUUAAUUAAUUUUUUCUCAAUCCAACAGUAUAACAUUAUUAAUUGAAUUACAUAGAUAUUGUUUAUAUUUGCCAAAGAAUUUAUGUAAACACAUAUAAAAAUUAAAAAGAUUCAAAACAUAAGCCUCAAUAAAUGAUACAGAAAAAUCACAGGUAUACAAUUAAAGCAAGCAAAUGACUAAUUGAAUCAUUGUGAGCUUUCUGUUUCAAUUAAUAGAUAUUACAUUCCACAUUAUAGUGAAGAUCCGAAACAUGUAUGUAAUUACUCAAAGAAUAAUUUCUGGUGCUAUUUUUCUGAUGUGCUAUCAUCUCUGUAUUACCAAACGAAAAUGAAGAAAAGAAAAGAAAAAAAAAAGAAAAAUACUAUGUAAUUAUAUGAUAAAUAUGUAAAUUGUACUAAUCGAGAGGUUCUCGUAACCACUGCCGUUCGAACUAGUUAUUACAAUUACUUUGCUGAAGUAUUCAGAUAAUAAAACAUUGUAAUACUGUUGUUUGCAAAGACCGUGUUGUAUUAUAAUUCAAUAGAAUGAAAUCGAAUUUGGUAAAUUAACGUGAUCUUUUGCAGACGACAGUUUUAAGCAUACGAAGCAGAUGUGUAGAAGAUACAAAGAACAAAACAAAGGAGCAUACACUGCCUUAUUUAUUUUACCAUACAAUUAAUACGUUUUAUUGUCAUCAUUGUAGCAUAAUAAAUUGAAGUUUCAUAACGUAACAAUA
Messenger RNA from Osmia bicornis bicornis, 7897 nucleotides. RefSeq names its product ATPase family AAA domain-containing protein 2-like. The record is from RefSeq and is a predicted model, not a curated record. Gene Ontology annotation, biological process: positive regulation of transcription by RNA polymerase II. Gene Ontology annotation, cellular component: nucleus. Gene Ontology annotation, molecular function: ATP hydrolysis activity; ATP binding; histone binding. Lineage: Eukaryota; Metazoa; Arthropoda; Insecta; Hymenoptera; Megachilidae.